Protopterus annectens (West African lungfish) is the source of this 1611-nucleotide messenger RNA. Its product is annotated as cysteine-rich with EGF-like domain protein 2-B. The coding region runs from base 307 to 1395 and encodes 362 amino acids. The record is from RefSeq and is a predicted model, not a curated record. The transcript is spliced from 10 exons. Gene Ontology annotation, molecular function: calcium ion binding. Lineage: Eukaryota; Metazoa; Chordata; Ceratodontiformes; Protopteridae.
GGCGUACACGGAACUCGCGGUAGAUGGUUUCAACGCUGUCAAGCAUUAGCAGUGUUGGUACUGCAAACUCGUUGUUAGUUGUAUGUGUCUGUUGGGUAGUGGAUGUAGAUGUAGAUGUCUGCUAAAUGUGCCCACGUGAACUGUUAGUUUAAUUAUCACAAAACAUUGCUGUAUUAUAGCAUUUUUGCGUAUCUAAAGCCGUGCCUUUUUCAUUGCACUUUAGUAGGGACAAGUGAAGCACUCCGUUCCAUUAUCUGCAGUUAUUAAACUUAUCUGUUUUUAUAGUUGCGUAAAAAUUUGCACCCCAUGCUUGGGACUUACAUUAUGACCACUACACUAUUCAUGUACCUUGUUCUUUUAAUGUGUUUUACUGUUACAUCUUCAAAGGAUUUAAAGGAGACUUGUAGAACUUGCAGGAAAAUAGCCCAGAAGUUUAAUAAGGGAUUAGAAGAUACCACUAACAAGAAUUUUGGAGGAGGUAAUACUGCCUGGGAAGAAAGAAAAUUGGCAAAAUAUGAAAUUAGUGAGGUUCGCCUUGUGGAAAUCAUAGAAAAAUUAUGUGAUAGCAGCGACUUUGAAUGUAAUAAUAUGGUGGAAGAGCAUGAAGAACAAAUUGAGAAAUGGUGGUUCAAAAAAAGGAGCAAGCACCCUGAUCUUCUGAAAUGGUUCUGUGUGGAUACCAUUGAAGUUUGCUGUCCUUCAGGAACAUAUGGUCCAGACUGUCUAGCAUGCCAUGGUGGUUCAGAAAGACCUUGCCACGACAAUGGUGAUUGUGAUGGAGAGGGCACUAGAGGUGGCAAUGGAGUCUGUCACUGUAAAGCUGGCUACAAGGGUGAGCUCUGUGAAGAAUGCACAGAUGGUUAUUACAGUGCAUUUAAAAAUGGUACUCACUCCAUCUGUUCAGCUUGUCAUGCAGCCUGCAAGAUUUGUUCUGGGCCAUCUAUCAGAGACUGUGAAGAAUGUAAUCGUGGAUGGACAGAGAAUGAAGAAGAUGAUGGUUGUAUAGAUAUUGAUGAAUGUACGUCUUCACCUUGUAAAGAAAAUCAGUACUGCUUAAAUUCAGAAGGCUCUUACAGUUGUAAAGACUGUGAUACUUCUUGCAAAAGUUGCACAGGAGAGGGUCCAGAGAAGUGUGAAGAGUGUGCACCUGGAUACUCUGCAGAAAGUGGAAAAUGCACAGAUAUAAAUGAAUGUGAAGAUUCUGAAAAGGUGUGUUCACGGGAAAAUGAGGUCUGUAUUAACACAUUAGGAAGCUACAAGUGUGCUUGUUCAGAAGGUUUUGAAGACCAUGAUGGCUCAUGUGUAGAAACCGCAAAAUCAGAAGACUCUGUUAAAUCUGAAGACUAUUUGACCUUAGAAGCUCAGCCAUUGUCUGCUGAUCAUCAAGACUUAUGAUUUUAUUUUUAUGUUUUGUAUUUCUAAGUUAUUUGAGCGGACAUUUCAUGUACUGUUGCAGAAAACUGUGGAAACCUUUUUCACUAUUUUUAAGUCCACUGAUACUGAUAAUGUAGAGUGUGUCAUACAGAUGUAUGGAUUUGUUUUAUUGAAAAAGGAGAAUGUUGUAUAUUUUAAUACAGCUAUUUCUAAUAAACUUUUAUUUGUGAACAUUUA